AUGGAACAGUUUUUCACUCUCCCUUUCGCGGUGUUGGAAAUUCCUCAUAUGAGAUUAAAGAAACCAUCAUGGCUCAAGCAACCAUCAGCUAUGAUGAUGUUUUCAAUAGUUCUGGUUUCUUACUUCUUGGUGACUGGAGGUAUCAUUUAUGAUGUUAUUGUGGAACCUCCUAGUGUAGGGUCCACAACUGAUGAGCAUGGUCAUUCCAGACCUGUGGCCUUUAUGCCUUACAGAGUUAAUGGACAAUACAUCAUGGAGGGCCUGGCUUCUAGUUUUUUAUUCUCAAUGGGAGGUUUGGGUUUCAUAGUACUGGAUCAUAUCCAUACCACUUCUACACCAAAGCUCAAUAGACUUCUUAUUACAGCAGUAGGAUUCAUUUGUGUUCUGGUGUCUUUCUUCACUACUUGGAUCUUUAUGAGAAUGAAGUUACCUGGAUAUCUCCAAUCCUAA
This is a messenger RNA of Phaedon cochleariae (mustard beetle), 450 nucleotides long. Lineage: Eukaryota; Metazoa; Arthropoda; Insecta; Coleoptera; Chrysomelidae. The record is from the annotation of a GenBank genome assembly.